Molecule: messenger RNA, 696 nt
Organism: Sceloporus undulatus (fence lizard)
Lineage: Eukaryota; Metazoa; Chordata; Lepidosauria; Squamata; Phrynosomatidae
Product: RNA 3'-terminal phosphate cyclase-like
Exons: 5
Coding region: 192-674 (160 amino acids)
Biological process (GO): RNA processing
Cellular component (GO): nucleus
Molecular function (GO): RNA-3'-phosphate cyclase activity
Source: RefSeq, a predicted model, not a curated record
AAGCCGGGGCAGCAGCCAGGCUUGGUUUGGCAGCUGGGGAAUCCCUUCCGGCCUUUGGGCGGCGGAGGCCUCGGAGGAGCCGGGGCCUGGCGUAGUCCCUCCCUCCCGGGACGCUGGGGCUGCUUCGUUCUGUGGCCCGCCGGCGCCUCGUCCUGGGCUUCUGGAGGGGGCUUGGCGAGGGUCGAGGCGGCAUGAUGGGCGACGGGGACCGGGUGGAGAUCGACGGCGGCAUCAUGGAAGGGGGUGGCCAAAUUCUGCGUGUUUCCACAGCUCUGAGCUGCCUCCUUGGUACACCUUUGCGGGUGAGAAAUAUUCGAGCUGGCAGGAGUCAGCCUGGCCUUAGACCUCAGCACCUGUCAGGACUGGAAAUGGUUAGAGACUUGUGUGAUGGAAAGAUGGAAGGUGGAGAAAUCGGGUCCACAGAAAUAACUUUCACGCCUGGGAAGAUCAAAGGUGGAACCCAUGCUGCAGAUACCAAAACAGCUGGGAGUGUUUGCCUGCUGAUGCAGGUCGCAAUGCCCUGUGUGUUGUUUGCAGCUGCUCCUUCAGAACUUCAUCUGAAAGGUGGCACCAAUGCAGAGAUGGCUCCCCAGAUUGACUAUACAGUGAUGGUCUUCAAACCAAUUGUUGAAAAGUUCAAUUUGACACUGGACUGUAUUAUAAAAAGGAGGUAAGAUCCAUUAUUGUAUGGCUCCA